Emiliania huxleyi CCMP1516 is the source of this 2339-nucleotide messenger RNA. RefSeq lists its product as hypothetical. NCBI's taxonomy places the organism in Eukaryota, Haptophyta, Isochrysidales, Noelaerhabdaceae. The transcript has 8 exons. The coding region runs from base 9 to 1292 and encodes 427 amino acids. The record is from RefSeq and is a predicted model, not a curated record. Gene Ontology annotation, molecular function: iron-sulfur cluster binding; catalytic activity.
CCACCUCGAUGCGCGCAGCAAAGACGGCGCUCCCUCCCGCCACCCGUCGCGGCUGUUUGAGGGCGGCGACGCCAGCAGCGCUCGCGGGCUGCUCUCGCGGCACACGGUGGCUCGGCACGCAGCCUGAGGCUGAGCCGCGGGGCAGUCUGGUGCCGGAGACGCUUGCGGAGAUGGACAGCGCCGGCUCGGAGUUCCAGCAGAAUGCAGCCGAGCUGCGCGCGAUGGGGAAGCAGCGCCUCUCGCUGCAGGAGCGCAAGCGCAGGCGGCGCGCUCUCGACGCGCUCGGCGUGCCCGACUUUGCCGCGUUUCUCGGGCAGCAGGGCGUUUCCCUCCCGCUGCGCAAGGAGGCGGUGACGAUGCUGCAGCUCAACGUGGGGCUGCUCUGCAACCAGGCCUGCACGCACUGCCACGUCGAGUCGUCGCCUCGCCGGACCGAGGCGAUGGACGAGCGGCUGGUCGAGCACAUCCUGCGCGUGCUCGCCGCCUCGCCCGAGGUGGAGACGGUCGAUAUCACGGGCGGCGCCCCGGAGAUGACGCCCGCCUUCUGGCCGCUCGUCCGAGGCGCGCGCGCGCUCGGGAAGGAGGUGAUCGACCGGUGCAACCUGACGGUGCUGUUCGAGCCGGGGAUGGAGCGGCUGCCCGACUUCCUCGCCGAGCACGGCUGCCGCGUCGUCGCCUCGCUGCCGUGCUACUCGCGCGAGAAUGUCGACAAGCAGCGCGGCAACAAGGUCUUCCAGCGCUCGAUCGCCGGGCUGCAGAGGCUGAACGGUGUCGGGUACGGCGUCGAGGGGUCGGGCCUCAAGCUCGACCUCGUCUACAACCCGGGCGGCGCCUUCCUGCCCCCGCCGCAGGACGCGUACGCGCGCGAGCUGGACGCCAACUUCGGGAUCGUCUUCAACGAGCUCUUCACAAUCACAAACAUGCCGAUCAAGCGCUACGCCGACCACCUGCACAAGGGCGCGCCAACCCCCCCCCCCCCCCCUCUCCCCCCGGGCGAGCUCCAGGCGUACAUGCAGCUGCUCGUCGACUCGUUCAAUGUCUCGACCGUCGACCACCUCAUGUGCCGCACCCUCGUCUCGGUGGGCCACGACGGGCAGAUGUACGAUUGCGACUUCAACAUGGCGCUCGACAUGGCGUCGCGCGGCGGCGGAGGCGAGGCGAGCGGCGCGCCGCAGCUGCCCCGCCCCUCGGGCACCAUCUUCGACAUCUCGUCGCUCGACGAGCUGCGCAGCGACGCGAUACGCACCGGCACGCACUGCUUUGGAUGCACGGCCGGCAGCGGGUCGACGUGACAGGGGCAGACGGUGUAAGCACGCGCGCUUACACCUGCCGUCCCACGCCCAGACUCGGGGUCGUGGCGCCUGAGUGACGGCGCGGGGUGCGCCCUCUUGCGAGGAGCCCCGCGCCUGAGGAGAGGCGCCACGCGACACGCGGGGAGUGUUCGCGCGAGUCUCUGCUCGUGUGCUCGAUGUGCCCGUGUGCAAAUGACACACGACACACCACACCCCGCGCGCGAAAGUUCCCACCAGAGUCCGGGGAUGCUCUCUCUCUCUACGACCUUAGCAAAACACUCGAUUUCAAGUGCCGUAUUUGUUACUCGAGUCUACAGUGAGAUAUUACGUUAGACGUACGGUAUGUGAAAUGAUCGCAACGAUAUGAUCGCGCGCGGUCGGCGGCUGCGCCUGCCGCGCCCCGUUGCCGUCUCGGCGCCCCCGCGCCCUGUCACGAGAGACUAUCGAGAUAGAGACGCUGGAAGAUUAUGACGCGCAAUGUCGCGCAGUAUGCCCACUCUCCCCUCGAGAGAUGAGAUGUCCCCGGCGGCGUCGGGUGCGACAGCUGUACGGCUCUCACUGAGGCGUCACAGCGCUCGGCUUUCUUGAGAGGCUUCCGCCUCAGACUCAUUUGGGGGCGAGGUCUCCCUCGUCCUCCUCCUCGACGACGUCCUCCGAGUCGAGGUAGUGCAGCUCGCGCUCCGAGAAGAACAUGGGCAGCACGACGUUGCGGAUGGGCACGAAGCAGAGGAUGACCAGCGGGAAGCACAUCGCGAAGGCGGACUUCUUGACGACGUAGAGGACGAGGAAGCCGAGGAUCUGCACGAAGGUGAAGGUGUGCAGCUUGACGCGCGACACCUGGCGCACGUACGAGGUUGGCGGGUAGAGCUUGGGCUCCAUGAAGAGCAGGCUGAUCCGCUCCCACAGCUGGAUGGUGGUGAGCGAGGUGAUGCCCAUCGUGAGGAAGAGGCCGAAGAGGACCGCCAUCGGCACGUGCUUGAGCACCGAGACGAGGAAGAGGGAGCAGCCGAUGAGGAGGUGGAUGAGCAAGCCGGUGAGGCGCGUCUC